Ostrinia nubilalis (European corn borer) is the source of this 4056-nucleotide messenger RNA. RefSeq names its product succinate--hydroxymethylglutarate CoA-transferase-like. The record is from RefSeq and is a predicted model, not a curated record. NCBI's taxonomy places the organism in Eukaryota, Metazoa, Arthropoda, Insecta, Lepidoptera, Crambidae. Gene Ontology annotation, molecular function: catalytic activity; protein serine/threonine phosphatase inhibitor activity. The transcript is spliced from 7 exons.
UAGGCGGUUUGUUCAUAUAGCAGCAGUUAUCUUACUCUUUUGAUAACUGCCAACCGCCUAAGGCUUAAUUCAUGUAGUAUUCGUGCGCGGUGUACGAGAUCACAAUGUUAACGUUUAAGUUGUCUAGUGUUUUAAAAACGCAAUUAAGUAAGGCGCAUUACUCGACUAAAGUGUCGGGUCAGCUUAGUGACAUCAAUGUUCUGGAUUUGACGCGCAUAAUCGCCGGCCCUUUUUGCACUAUGGCCUUGGGAGACCUCGGUGCCAAUGUGAUCAAAGUUGAGAGUUUUGAUGGGGAUGAAGCCAGGAAGUGGGGACCACCCUUUAUUGGCAAAAAAGAUUCUGUAUAUUACAUGAGUGUGAACAGAAACAAGAAGAGCAUCUGCAUUGAUUUUAAGUCUCAGGAAGGAAAAAAAGUGAUGUAUGAUCUAGCCAGGAAAUGUGACGUGUUAGUAGAAAACUUCAUACCCGGUAAACUGGACCAGAUGGACGUUGGCUACGAGAAGCUGAAACAAAUCAACCCCAGGCUGAUAUACUGUGCUAUCACAGGGUUCGGGCCCACUGGUCCUUAUGCAAGCAAACCUGGGUAUGAUGUCAUAGCCUCUGCAAUGGGUGGGCUAGUCAAUGUCACUGGUGAAAAAGAUGGAAACCCAGUCAAACCUGGAGUAGCCAUGACGGACGUGACCACCGGCCUCCACGCCUACGGCGCCAUCAUGACCGCGCUCUACUACAGGCAGAAGACCAACCGCGGGCAGAAGAUAGACUGCAACCUGCUAUCUACACAGAUAGCUAGCAUGAUCAACGUCGCCACCAUAUACCUCAAUUGCGGUAUCGAAGGCCAGAGGUGGGGCACGGCACACGCCAACCUAGUCCCCUACCAAGCGUUCAAUACCAAAGAUGGACAGAUGGUUAUUGGCACAGGCUCCAACGCACAGUUUGCUGACUUCUGCAAAUUGAUCAACAAAGAAGAGUUGGUCAAUGAUGAACGCUUCACGGACAACUCAUUGCGAGUAACAAAUAGAGAAGUCCUAAUUCAAAUUAUAAGCGAUGUCAUAAAGACGAAAACUAGUAAAGAGUGGUCGAAAAUUUUCAGUAAAGCUACGUUUCCUAAUGGGCCUGUGAAUAAGAUGAAAGAUGUUUUCGAAGAUGAACACGUGAAAGCGAUAGGGCUGGUCAAGGAGUUGCCUCAUCCUGAUGCGGGAACGAUCAAGUUGGUGGGACCUUCAACUGUUUACAGCGAAGGGGGCAACUACGUGAGGACCGCGCCGCCCUCGUUAGGGCAACACACUAGAGAUGUCCUAAAGAACUUCCUAGGGUACCAUGAUAGUAAAAUCGAUGGGCUGUUUGAAAAUAAGGUUGUUCGGUAAUGGUCCAAAUACCCCUUAGUGCAAGAGGCGGGACAGGGCGUGGCGGUGAUCACGCUGCGGCCGGCGCGCGCGCAGCCUCGCAAGAAGGUGGUCUGGACGGAGGACACCGUCGACAAUGAGCACAUGAACAAGAAGAAGUCCAAGUGUUGCUGCAUAUACGAGAAGCCCCGUCGCUUCGGGGAGUCGGACUCUGAAGACAGCGAUGACGAGUGCGAGCACUGCUUCGGGCACGUGGAGAAGCGCCACGCGAAGCAUCAGCAGCACGCACAAGCCACCGCCACCGCCACCACCACAACCACAGACACGCAGGAUGGACCAGCGGAAGCGACGGCGUCGAUCACGCUGAAGCCGAGCAGCCCUGAGCCUGCGCCCGCGCCGCCUGCCCGGCCCGCGCCCUAGGCUACUGACAAGUUACAACCCUCGCCCAGCGGAGCUAUAGUCUGGUCCGUGAGCACGUAGAAUUUUGUCCAAUGACCCCUAGCUACCCAUCCUUAUCGCUCGCGCGUAAUUAUGUUGCUAUCGUGCUCGCACACUCACUGCGGGUGCCAGUCGCACAGUCGCGACAGCAAUAUAAUUACGCGCGAGCGAUAAGGAUGGGUAGCUAGGGGUCAUUGGACAAAAUUCUACGUGCUUACGGACCGGGCUUUACUCCGAAACGCUAUCGACGUAGUUUCGAGUCUAUCUGUCGCCGCCGCUCAUGCUGGCAUCUCGUUUGCGUGAGAGGGAUGCCAACAUUUGAAACUUUGGAUAACGUUUUUCGGAGUAACUCCGCACUCCGUUGACAAGCCACGCCCCAAUGGUACGUUAAGGAAUAUUCCAUUUUGUACACUUAAGUAAUGUUAUUCCGAGGACAUCCUUAUCACCAUUCAUUGUUAAACUGCCCGGCACGGAUUUUAUAGCAAACUAAGGCCCGGUUUCCGCCAAGACAGAGCAGAGCGGAGAAAUAUUUUUAUAAUAUUUCAGUCUGUCAAUUUCAAUCUGAAUGAAAUCUGAUUGGUUAUUCAAAAUAUUUCUCCGCUCCGCUCCGCCUUGAUGGAAAACGUUCCUAAGUUACUGUAGCAAAGCGACUGCAACGCCAACCAAUGACAGCGUCACGUUUAAUUACAGAUGGCGUUAGUUUCCACACAUUGGCGCAGUUGUGUUGCAAAUGUUGCAAUCUUAUAUUUAGGUUAGGUCGUUAGGACCUACGAAUGUGAAUUCAUUGACUUCCAAAGCGACUGGUUGCAUAUGGCCUGCGUGCAGCUUUUUAUUAAGGCCGGCAAUACACGGACCGCUUGAAGCAGUCAGGAUCAGUUGCAACUGCUCGAGCGGUUCGUGUAUGUGCGUCCAUAGAACUCUGCAGUUCACUGUGCAGUCGCAGCUUGAAGCUGUCGACCCUGACUGCUUCAAGCGGUCCGUGUAUUGCCGCUCUAAGUCGUCUGUCUAGCGUUAUGACAGCGUUAUGACAUUGGUCAACCAAUCAACACGCUUUAACAAGUUAUUGUUAUUCCUUGCUGAAUUCAGAAGCGAGAACAAAUUCUACAAGAUACUGUUGAUAUAAUAUGUGUACUGUAUUAUGUUGUCAUUGUCCAAAUAAGAUAAAGAAACGUAUUUGCAUAGCAGCAAAAAAAAAUCCUAUUAAAAUUUGAAAUUCUUUAAAUAAUAUUUCAGAUCAAAUCACUGCGUCUUGAAACAAGUUUUCUUUUACCAACAAGUUUUGAAAAAAGUCACAAAGGGAAUGACUAUUAGAAUAGUGUCCUUUCUCACAUUUUAGUUAAAAUGGAAAUAGUGGUCCUACAUUGAAGACUUAUUGAUUAUUUAUAAGAUGUCUUUUAAGUUUCAAUUGUCAAACUGGUAAAGGUUUCCACAAUUUUAUUACUUAACUGUAUUUAACUAUUGAAGAUAAAAUAGAAAUUAUAACAGUAAGAUCGUGCUAUUUAUACUUAUACAGGGUGUUAGGUAAAUGGGUAUAUGAGCCGACACUAGCCCAUGUUAACACGGGCAUAUAAAUGGUAUGGUGAAGUCAGAAAUUUGAUAUCAUCAUUUUAUUUUUUUAAAUUUUCAUACAAAAUAAAUUGUAUAAAAUCCAUUUGUAUGAAAAUUAAAAUAAUUAAAAUGAAGAUAUCAAUUUUCUGAUUUCACCAUACCAUUUAUAUGGCCAUGUUAACAUGGGCUAGUGUCGGCUCAUAUACCCAUUUACCUAACACCCUGUACAUUUAGCCCUACAAAAACAUACUCUACGUAGUAAAAACCAUAUAUUUCGAAUAUAAGAUUCUGUAAGCAAUAUAAACGAUUAACUAUAUGGCCAAUAACUUACAAUUCUUUAGGCGUUUAGUGCUAGAACUUGUUAUUUAGAUCCGAACUUUUUAUUUAAAUAAGUUAUGUGUAAAAGAGAAGAGUGAUGACCAUUUUGUGGCCUUGGUUAUAUGAUAGAGUAAAUGUAUUCUAUAUUGAUAGGAAGAAAGUCAGUUAUUCAUCUAUCAUUUGUUCCACUUUUGGCCGAAAGUUUGGCGGCAUAUAACACGUAAAUAAAAUUGAGAAAUUGAAAUGUAUCAUGUAUUUUCAUUAGUAAAUGUACUAAAGACAAUAUCCUAAGUUUUACUUAUGCUUGCACGAUUUUUAAGUGUGUAAAUUAAUUUAUUUUCUUUAUUUUACAUUAUGUGUAAGUAAUUUGUAGUUAAUAAUUAUAAUUAAAAGUAUCCAUUUGUAUAAA